Molecule: messenger RNA, 525 nt
Organism: Penicillium waksmanii
Lineage: Eukaryota; Fungi; Ascomycota; Eurotiomycetes; Eurotiales; Aspergillaceae
Exons: 1
Coding region: 1-525 (174 amino acids)
Source: RefSeq, a predicted model, not a curated record
AUGACUUUCCAAGGCAUGAAAAAAGUGUAUUUGGACCCCUUGCAGUGGGAAGCGACUGCAGACGUUGUGCUUGAGGCCCCUGAUACCGAUCAAACCUUCACCGUUCCCCCCUAUUGGAUCGACAGCAUCGGACACUUGUCAGGAUUUGUUCUGAAUGCUCAUUUAAGUGAUCAUAAUCCAAAAACCGUUUACGUCUCUCAUGGCUGGGAGUCUCUCCGGUUCGCCAAGACCCUCCUCCCUGGAAAGACUUACAGAACAUAUGUUCGAAUGAUGGAAAGUCCGGGAGGAAUUCUAGUCGCUGGCGACGUAUAUUGCUUUGAGGGGACUUCCAUCAUCGCUGUCUUCAGGGGCGUUACCUUCAUGCACAUACCAAGGGCUGUACUUGAUCAAAUACUCCCACGGUCUAAGCCUGCGACAUCUCGAUCCGCCAGUAUUCCCGAGGAGCGGGCCACCGAGCGAAGAAAAGCUGGCCCGACCGUUAUAUCCGGACUAAAAAUCGGUCAGAGAAAUAUCGAUGAGCCAUAA